Molecule: messenger RNA, 2000 nt
Organism: Cylas formicarius (sweet potato weevil)
Lineage: Eukaryota; Metazoa; Arthropoda; Insecta; Coleoptera; Brentidae
Exons: 8
Coding region: 1-1833 (610 amino acids)
Source: RefSeq, a predicted model, not a curated record
AUGCUAUCGGUUUGCUUUAUUGUCGCAAGUACGUGCUUUGCAUCUGAGGCCGUCGAUGCUAGAAAAGAUGUCGAGGAUAAGUUGAUUUUUUUGCGCAAAUUUCUCGAACAUUUGUCGGCUAAAACCGUCAACUACUUUUGCGACGACAGAGAAAACGGUGUGACUGUACAAAAGGCUCUAUCUGCAGAUCAGUUCCAGACUAGAUUUUUAACCAAGACCCAAAUGUUCGAUGUGGCUUCAUUUAAAAAAGAUCGCAUCGCAAUAAUAACAGACUCGCGUUGCAAACAAUGGGCAGAUGUUUUGAAAACGGGCAAACGUAAGAAACUGUACCACCGAAUGUACACUUGGAUGGUUUUUGGGAACCGCACCGCAAUCGAAGCACUCGGAAUAGCCUUCCCGUUUGACAGCAAUGUUUACGUGGCGGAAGUCGACCGUUUCGAAGUUAACGUUUACAGACUCGUCAAAAACACCUUAUUUUCGCAACGUCACACCCAGCAACACGUUGCCAGAUGGUCCGUUCCUUAUAAAAAGUUCAUGUAUUUGGAUACCAAGAGGCCGAGAAUGAACUUGAUGGGUGAACCGCUCAGAGUGUCGUAUUCUCUGGCGUACAACUCUACCCUCCAUCAUCUGAUGGACUACAGACAAGUCGAAGAUUUCAUUCCCAGGAUGAAUUACCGAUUAAUGAACCACAUAACUUUUUACGUCAACGCGAAGCACCAGCCGAUUUUUCGAAGCGGCUGGGGCUUCUUGAAGGAGAAAACUGGAGUUUAUAGCACGGGAAUGUUUGGAGAUUUACAGCAGGGUAGGGCCGAUAUAGCCGGAAACAACGCUUUCGUGACUCACCCGAGGAUAGACCACUUCACUUUCUUGCCGGCAGGAGCGACCACCGACGACUUUUUAUACUGGAUGUUUCGCGCUCCGCCCUUAUCAUACACCGACAACAUUUGGAUACUUCCGUUCCAAAAACUUGCUUGGUACUGCCUGUGCUCGCUUCUUGUAUUGUUCCUUGCGGUAUUGACUCUGCUGUCGAGAGCCGAUGACGCAUUAUUCGGCAAUCACAUAACAUUCUCUGACGUCGCGACGAUUGUGAUUGCGGCUCUCACCCAAAGAGGUAACGCGAGGAACAUGAAAAGCGUUUCGGGGCACAUCGCGUCUUACACACUGUUCGCGUUGUGCCUAUUCGUUUACGUCGCAUAUUCGGCCCAGUUUUUUGUUUUGCUUCAAGCGUCGAGCAACAAAAUUACGGAUAUAUGGGCACUGGUCAAUUCGGGAAUGGAAUUGGGCGCCGAAGACGUGCUUUACAACAGAGACUAUUACACGCGAAAGAACGACCUAAUGAUAGAGUCGGUCCGUUCAAAUUUCUACGAUGAUAAAAUAAAAGGUCGGGAGUCGAAGUUUUUCGUCGACAAAUCGGUCGGAAUGAAAAAGGUUCAACGGGAAUCGUACGCUUUCCAAAUAUUACGCUCCACGGGCUACCAAAUAAUCGACGAAACGUUCAACGAAAUCGAGAGACGAAGUAUCCGAAUAAUAGACACGUUCCUCAGCAACAACGGCAUUUAUUUGUCUAUACCGAAAAAUUCACCCUAUUUCGACUUGUUCUCGAUCAGCUUAUUAAAAUUGGCAGAGAAUGGGAUGUGGCGAAGAGAACAUGUCAGGCUUUACCCGCCUAAACCUAUACCGGAUUAUUCCAGGAGCGUAUUCGUUAGCAUCGGACUCGAAGACAUCUCGUUCGUGUUUCUCUGUCUCAUCGUAGGCAUGGUUGCCAGCUUAGCGAUUUUUCUACUUGAGAACAUUGUGCAUUAUCAUCGAGCUUUGUGGCGGAGGAUCUUCUAAUGCGAAGUUUCAAAACCUUGAUGAAAAAUUUUUCGCUUGGAUCACUUUUAGUCUGACAAUUUGGAAGUUUUUUUGCAUUUUUAGAAUAUCGUUAGUCAGAUAUUUGCUUCGCUUGGAUAGACUUAGCGCUACACUAAAGCUGUGCAAUAAAAAUAAAUAAAUCACAA